GCCAAACAAAGCAUAAAAUAUUAAAUAAAUACUGAAAUCGUAAAAGCAGCUGCCUAAGUAGGGAAAUAUGACACGUAAAAGAAAAAUAAGGAUUCCUGAAGCGACCAUCACGGAGGAGAAUGAAGAAAACGAUGCGAGUGUUGAGAACAAAAACAACAUAUUUGCGGACAAGGAAGCACAGAAAAUGGGAGAAAUUAUUUUGGAAGCACAAAAGAACGCCAGCUUACAUGAGAAAUGCAUUCAACAAAUGCACAAACUUUACAAGCUGCUUGCCCACGACAAGUUCAUAAACGUAAUGUUACACACUGUACAAUUCGCUUUAACUAAACCAUUGGAUAACAUUGCGACAAAUUGUACAUUGGAAUUCUGUGCCAAAUUGUUUGUGUCUUUCGAGCAGGAUAAUGAGGAGGAUAGCACUCAUCCGGUCGUUUGUGAUGUCUUUAAAUGGUUACUCGACACUACCAGCAUCGAUUCCUAUGUGCGUUUUCGGAUCUGUCAGUUCGUCAAUACAUUCUUCAAUGCAUUCAAUGAUGAGGCACAGAUGGACAACGCUAUUUGGGAUAACAUCCAAAAAAUUAUGAUAGAGCGUCUACGGGACAUUGACAUGAAUGUUCGACAGCAAGCAGUCUUGGCACUACAACGUCUACAAGAUCCUGCAGAUCCAGACGAUAAAGUUAUCAAGGCAUACAUGUUCCAUAUGGAAACAGAUCCAUCCGCAAAAGUUCGUAGAGCAGUCAUUUCGUCCAUAGCAAAAAAUCAAAGAACGAUUCCCUCCAUCAUUGCGCGGCUUUGGGAUGCUGACGAAAGUGUACGUCGUCUUGCCUACCUUCAAAUGGCAAAAUACCCAGUGACGAACUUUAAAGUCAUUCAACGGAUUCAGAUUUUGGACCAAGGAUUGACGGACCAAUCGAAUCUGGUGAAAAAAUGUGUUGCGCAAAUUUUGCUUCCCAACUGGAUUCAGGUUUAUGAUGGAAAUUACCUCAAUUUUAUAAGUGGUUUGAAGAUUGAUGCAACGGAAGAAGAUCUUGAAAGGUUUAAAAAAAUCGCGGUAAAUGCGCUACAAGAGAUUUUUCGUCAAAAAAAAUCUGAAGACUUUAUCAAAGCUCUCAAUUUGAGCCGGCAUGAGGAAACAAAAAAAUGUGUGCAACUGGAUAGUGUGAAAAACAGUGUUGAAAUUCUUGUGCUAUGGCAAGCGGUCAUCAAAUACUUGAUUGCUUAUGAUGAUGAGGAUGUAGAUUCGGUUUUGCCAGAUAUGAGUGUUAUUGCAGAUUGUUUGAAAAAUUUUAUUGAAGAACACUAUCAAAUGGUGGAGCAAAGCCACAAUAAGUUGGAACAAAUGUAUUUUCAGUUCGAGAUUCUUUUGUUACUUGAAAUUAUCAAUGGGUAUGACUUUGAUGAUGAAAUUGGUCGUCAAGCCCUUCAAAACAUCCUAUUGGAUAUUCUACAGAAAGUAUCAUUGGAAGAGUCCUGUAUUAAAGUUGUUUUAGAGAUUUUGGAAAAAAUUAUCCCGAAUGCUGAACACCGUCUGGAAUUGCUUGUGAAUGUAAUUCGUGGUGUUACCGAACAAACACUUACCUUCAAUUUUGAAGAGACAAAUAAAAUUGUCGAUGAACAUUUGAAGACUAGCUCAAACGUUAGUUUGAUGACUGACUUGUCAGAAAUAAAGUUGGAAGUGUUGGAGCUCAUCGAGAAACGGGAUACGGCAAAGGAAAGAAACAAUCAUGCUGAAGCACUACAAUUCCAGACAGAAUUGGAAAACAAGCAAGAAGAAUACAAAUUGAAAAUAAAGCCCAUCUUGGAGGCUAGCAAAGACCCAAGUGUAAUUGCUUUAGCAGAUUCAUUGUAUAAUCGACGUCGCUUGUCUCCCGAAACCAUCUCAAAAUGUUUGAACAUUUGUUUUUACAUGGUAGCUUUGAAAUCUGUAAAAAAUUUAACUCCCAGCGUUUGUGACUUGUAUCGAAAAUUUGUGUGUAACUACCUAGAAAGUCAAGAUGUUAACUAUCGCAAGUUGGCUCUCCGUGUUGCAACAACUUACAGUAUGUUGUACGAAACAUUGGCAACUGAUGUUUACAGAACUCUAGGAAAACAAUUAAUUAGCACUAGCUCAAUAGCCAUUAUGCAAACAGCAAUCCAAGGUAUCUUCGAGUUGUUGGACUUUUAUGGUUUCGAGAAAUUCCAAUUAGUAACAUCGAUCAAUACGACAAAAAAGACGGGGCGCACUUUGUAUAAUACAAAUGCCGAUGAUACCGAAGAUGAAGAUACUUCCAUAGAGCACACCGAUUUAAUUAACUCAUUACUCAGUGUACUGGAUAAGUGUGCAGAUGAUUCCAUUAUCCUUGCUACAGUUAUGGGAUUUUGUCGUUUAAUCUUACACAAAUGGAUAACUGCAUCAAAUAUUGUAGCCAAGUUGUUACUAAAAUUCUUUAAUCCUGCUACUAUAAAUGGAGUAACACAAAUUCUCGGUGCUUUUUUCAAAGAAUUGAUCAAUCGUCGCCAGCAAGAACUGCUUCAACAAGCAUUAUUUCCCACUUUGAAGCAGAUCAUUGACGCUCCCGCAGAGUCUCCCUUGCAAGAUGUUGAAACAACAAAACUGGUUCAGUUUGUUAUCAAUUCCACUAGACCAGAAUUCAGUGCACCAGGUCUAAAUAUUCACAAUACAAUUGCAAUGCACUUUUUCAACAUAAACAAGGACGAAUCUGAUUCUGAAUCUAACACUGAGCUUAUUAAAUUACUGGCAGGCGAAUUACACACGUUAGAAAUCAGUGAUGGAUACUUGCGAGAUGACUUUAAAGAAACCGUUGACGAGUUUCUCAAAGAUGUUAAGGACCCAAAAAUAGUUAAGAAUUUGUUAAAGUUUAAAGACAAAUUAACUGAAAAAAGCAAAUCAAUUGCCGAGUCCUCAACACAUAACUCUCAAACUUCAUCGAGUGUGGCAGACGAUAACUGGGACGAAGGAGAAUCCCUUUCUUCAGAAGGACAGAAUGUAACGGAAGUUACUAAUUCAGUUUUCAAGGUUCCAGAAGCCAGGCAAAAACCAACUGACACGUUUAUUCCAUCUACAUGUUUGAAUGUCGACUCCACGUCUACGGAAGUAGACGACAUCCUGAUAAACCAAACAGAGAAAAGUUUUUCAAAAACCAAUGAAGAUGCACUGCCUAAUAUUCUUGUGCCUGCAACUCAAGAGCAGGAUACAUUCUUUGUGACAUCAACGCAAAACGAAUCUAAUGAAACCUCGAGUUUUGAUUCCACUGUGACUAACAAAUUUACUCCUAAAAAAACCGUAGUAACACGACGUAACAAGCGUGAACACCCUCCGAAUUCACCAUCGAUUCCGUCACCAGUGAGAAAAAUGGAAAAGCGCGGUGCCGUUGUAGAAACAACAUCAGCAAAUACAACUCGAAUUACACGAAAAAUGGCUAUAAAUAAUAGUAUGAGCCUUUCUCCAAUGGAAAAAAAUAAGUCAAAAAAAGAUACACAAGUUUCUGUAAUGCAAAAAAAGUCUGAUAAGACAAUUGAGAAGAAUUCAGAACGCUCUUCCCUGCCUUUACAAAAACGAGUAUCAAAACCAACUGAGAAGGCAAAGGCAAUUAAGGAAAAGGAUAAAAAGAAGGAUGUAACAAGAGCAUCUACAGAUAAAACUAGUUUAGCAAGUCCUGGCAAUUCUCCACAAAGAUUGACACGUUCAUUCAAUAAUGUACAAUCAACACCGAAAACUCCUAACGCACCCAAAAACAAAAUAGCUAGUACAUCAACUAAAAAAGCACCCGAAAUCGUUCCAGAAACUCCACCAUCCGCAAGUAAAACAAAAACAACGAAAAAAGUCACCGAUAACCCAGACGUUAUUCCAGGUUCCCCUAUCGGAUUAAUUGGUCUCCGUUCAUUGACAAAAAAGAAUUUACGCAGUAGAAAUCCUAAAAAAAAACUGGCAUAAAAUGUUUUAUUCUAUUUCGAUUUAUUUUUUUAUGUUUUUUUACUCAAUAACUAUAAUACUACAUAUAAUACAUUUGAGACAAAUAAAAAUAAAAGUAAAUA
Culicoides brevitarsis is the source of this 4032-nucleotide messenger RNA. It is a transcript of the gene Cap-G, whose product is annotated as condensin complex subunit 3. The transcript is spliced from 3 exons. NCBI's taxonomy places the organism in Eukaryota, Metazoa, Arthropoda, Insecta, Diptera, Ceratopogonidae. The record is from RefSeq and is a predicted model, not a curated record. Gene Ontology annotation, biological process: mitotic chromosome condensation. Gene Ontology annotation, cellular component: cytoplasm; condensin complex; condensed chromosome. Bases 68 to 3931 code for a protein of 1287 amino acids.